Messenger RNA from Heterostelium album PN500, 1347 nucleotides. Its product is annotated as Hsp20/alpha crystallin family protein. Lineage: Eukaryota; Evosea; Eumycetozoa; Acytosteliales; Acytosteliaceae. The record is from RefSeq and is a predicted model, not a curated record. The coding region runs from base 1 to 1347 and encodes 448 amino acids. Gene Ontology annotation, biological process: response to salt stress; response to heat; response to hydrogen peroxide. The transcript is spliced from 3 exons.
AUGUUUUUAUUCGAAGAUCCAUCAUUUUAUCAACAAAGAUCCAAUCAAGGAUAUAGACAAAGAAGACAACCAGUCUAUUAUGAAAAUCCAUAUCAUUCAAGAUAUUACGAGGAGGAAGAUGAAGAAGAUCAAUACCGAUUGUACUUGGGUAAAUUAAGACAACAGAAGUUGGCUGAACAAAAGAGACAACAACAAUUGGAGUAUGAGAGACAACAACAGCAACAGCAACAAGUUGAGUUGGAAAGAAAAAGAAAGUUACUAGAACAACAAAAAUUAAAGCAGCAACAAUAUCAACAAUACCAACAACAAUUCAAUCAACAACAACAACAACGACAAAAACAACAACAACAAAAACAACAACAAGUUAAAUUUACACCAAAAUAUAAAAUUAAUGAAAUUGAUGGUGUUGUUGUUAUCAGUAUGGAACUACCAGGUUUCAAGAAGGAAGACAUCAAUAUUGCAGUACAAGAUUUAACAUUGAUUCUCUCUGGAACCAAGAGUCAUGCAGAAGAAGUAAAGUCAAGAGAAGAUACACCAUACUUUGAAGAGAUUGAAGAUCAAGAGAUUGAUUUUAUCAACUCAACAUCAUCCCCUAUCCCAUCUACUCGUAAGCCAACCGUAAAGAAACAGCCACUCGUCACACCAAAACAAAUCGAGAGUUUCAACCAAUCAUUUGAACUCUCAAAGAAUUUAGAUUUGCAUUCUAUCACUGCCAAACAUCAAGAUGGUCUUCUUACAAUUAAGAUGGAUGACGUUGAUUAUAUCAAUAACAACAAUAAUAAUAAUAAUAACAACAAUAAUAAUGGUGGUGGUGGUAGUGGUGGUAUAACAACGACAACUACAACAACCACUACAAGUAGUAGUUCUGGUUCAAGGUAUAACAAUAGUAGCAAUGGUGGUAGUCAAUAUGGAUAUCCGCCAUCUAUUACAAGAUCUACAACAUCAUCAUCGUCAUCUUCAUCAUCAUCUAUAGCAUCUUCAUUGUCUUCACUACCUUCAAACGGUAACUUUACAAAUUAUAAAAGUAAUCCUCAUUUUAAACAUUAUGGUUUACCUAAAUAUAUACCAUCUAGUAUUGAAAAUAAAGAAAAACAGGUUAAGAAUGAUGAGACAAACGUUUUAAUUAGAUCUUUAUUAAAGAAUACUAUUAGAAUGAAAAGUGAUAUCGACAGAGAUGAUGAAAUGCAAAUUCCACAAUCGACAACUUCAACAAGUACAACAACAUCAUCAUCACCAAACAGUAGUAAAAAGAGAUCAAGUACAAAAUCAUCAACAAACAACAAUAAUAAUAAUAAUAAUAAUAAUAAUAAUAAUAGUAAUGAUUAUAAAAAGAGGAAAUCAACAUAA